AAUCCGCGUCUUCUUGGCACGCCGCAAAGCCGUGACGCAACCCACGCUCAGCUGCUGCUGCAACACAAUAAAACAUGAGCAAGCCGACGACCGGACGUUUUUUUAUUUAAUAGGUACCAUUCAGAAGGUGAGGAGGGGGUGUGGCGCGGAUGAUACCCCCCACCCCACCACUGUCUCUCUCUCUCCUUCGCUGUCUCUCUCUCAGCUCACCAAAAUAAUACCCACCCACAGCCAAACGCAGAGCCGACGGUUCAGGUGUGAUCCGAUCCGAGAAGCGCUCUCUCUCCCGCAGGGCGCUUCCAGCAGCUCCCCCCGUCUCCCCGCAGUACGCAGAGCGACCCUGUGGCCUGUGGAUGAGGAGGUAAGCCUGGACAUGUCUCUCUCUGUUUUUAAUAUUUAGGUGGACAAUGAUUUGGACAAAGGGGGGCGGAUAGAGCGAGCUGAUCAAAUAUUUAAUCCAACCGGAUCGUUUUCUUUUAUUCUAGCAGCUCCAGAUGUAGACAGCUGUCAUGCUGCGCGGUGCUCCAGCAGAGUAGAGCUGGUUUCUGAGGCUGGGCAGUGGUGCAGCUGCGUGGGCUUGGAGGUAAUUCACAGCCUCCAUGUGGAACGGGUUUAUUCUAGGAAGUGCUUCUGUCAAUGCAGCUGACUGAUGCUCAUUAGGUCUUCUGCUGCUCGGUCCUCCCCCUCUGGUAGCUGCAGCAGGCCACAGAUUCCCUGUAGCCCCGGGGACUGCCAGUUUAAGAAGUUUGAUUACGGAACGUAUCAAGCUGUGAGUUUCAGAACCCAUUGUUGCAGAUCUGAACAUCUUAAUCCCCCUGGAAAGCAAAAAUUAGGAUUGAGAGUAAUUACAGCUAUCUCAGACAGACGGAGAACACUGUCACUGAUAGCUUUUAUAAUUAUGAAAAUUCCAUAAUCAUGUUUCUGGGUUUUUCUAGGCUUGUUCUCAAAGAUCCAUGGAGGCUGCAUUCCAACAGGAGAUUUAAUGCCUCUGAAGUCUGAAGGCUGUGAGCCCUGUGCCGGGUGAUGAUGAGCACUCAGGGCAGCGGCAGAAAAGGAGGGGGCCAGCAUGCUGACACCCCACCCCCACGUCACCCCUCUGGACCCAAGCUGCAGGUGCAGCGCUCCCACUCCCGUGAUACCAUCACCAUACAUUUCUCUGCUCUGGGGAAGGAGGAGGAAGAUGACGAUGAGGAGCUUUAUGGGAUACCUGUUGGAUCUGCUCCUGCUAAAUCUGUUCCUGAUGGUGUGGCAGGACCUCAAGGAACAGGACCUGAUGACCUGUAUGUCUCCAAAGGCCUGGAGGCAAAGGAGGAGCUAACAUUUGAAGCUUCCAAUGUGGAGAUCUUCUCUGGAGCUGCCCCACUGCCCAUAUCUGCCACCACCUUGUUUGACCCCCAUCCGCUCCCACCGUCCAGUGCUAUGUCUGCUGCCUCUGUCUCUGCCCACUCCCACCUGAGCUCCACCCCUCCAACCAGCUCCUCCUGGCCGUCUGAUCGACCAAUCCUACCCCCAACAACAAGCUCCAGCUCCUCUUCACCGUGCAAGUCAGGAGCACUGUCAUCCUCCAAGCCUUUUCUCAGCCUCGUUAGGUCUUUGUCAAAUGAUGUUGACUCUCGAGAAACUGCUCCUGCGGUUACCGCUGCCGCACCACCGCAUGCACGACACAGACACUUAAUGAAAUCUUUUGUUAGGUCUCUAUCCACGGACACUUCCAAGGCCGACCACCAGGAAGGGGCUUUUCAUCCUCAGCAUCAGCCGGUACACACACCCCACAGGACUCCACCUCGCAACAUGCAGCUGUUCAAGCAGUUCUCCCAACCCCGCUUAUCCUCCAGUCCCAUCGUUGUCACGCAAGCAGGAGGAGACUCCAAAACGGCUCCGUCCUCCCCAAUUAUGUCUCCAGAUGGGAGGUCCUUCUUCAAAGUCCAAGAAGUGGAGGCCAAGAUAGAGGACACCAGGAGGCGUUUGUCAGAAGUGAUGUCAGACCCCUUGCAGCUUUUCAGUAAGAUCAUGGGGGAUGAGUCUGGUGUGGGAGCUGCUGGAAGUGCUGCCCAUCGUGCUAGAUCCCUCUCUUCCAGUGCGUCAGAGCUCAGUGGGGUAUUAGCCGUAAAUGGACACACAGAUGCCAACAACUAUAGCAUCAAGGAGGAAGUGACUGAAGGGGAGGAAGAGGAAGAAACCCCUACGGAUAAAGGUCACGACUCAACUAUUUUCUCUUUCCCUUCACUAUCGCUAGCUCCAGCUCUCAAUCAGACCUCGUCGCCUGCUCUCUACAAGUCUCCGUCUCUCACCCUGGGACGCUGCUCCAUGUCGGCUCUCGCCGCCCGACAGGAGGACGAGGACUUCUGUGAACUCUGCAGCGAGGACUUCGAGUUGUGCACUGACACAGAGACACCAGAUGGGGAACGAUCCAUUUCACAGCAGCCCUAUACCGGCAGCACUGGUUUGUGUAGUGAACUGGACAUAGAGGACGAGAGGGUGGAGGAGGAAGUGGAGAACGUUCCUGUUACUGGUCUUGUCCUCUUAGCACAGUUAGUGUAUUGGUAUUUAGUCCUUCCAGUGCCUCCAUGUGUCUGUUCUGUGGUUCAUGGGAUUGUAGCUGGGUUCAUGCUGGCCUUGCUGGUCCUGUGGCUGUCCUCUUCCCAAGGGACCAGACUGGUGAGGAGGAGGAGAGCGCAGCAAAACGUUGAGGUAGAAGUCAAGGAGCCGGAAAUAUUUAAGGGCUGGAUGAAUGAGAUCCACAGCUACGACCCGGAGAUGUACCACGCCACCCUGACCCACUCUGUUUACGUCCGGUUGGAAGGUUCUGUCCUCCGUCUGUCCAAACCCAACCGGAACAUUUCCCGCCGCGCCGCGCACAACGAGCCCAAACCUGACAUCACUUACAUCAGCCAGAAGAUCUACGACCUGACUGACAGCAGGAUCUACUUGAUGCCCCAAAGCCUGGCCAGGAAGAGAGUUUGGAACAAGAAGUAUCCCAUCUGCAUUGAACUGGCCAAACAGGAUGACUUCAUGUCCAAGGCGCAAGGAGAAAAAUCUGAAUCUGGAGAAGACAAAGCUGCUGGGCUGGGAGAGAAGGUGGAGCGAACAGAGAAGGCUGAGAAACCAGAAGGCUCAGCCUCAGCGGAGGAAGCCAAGCGCCCAGCUUCUGGAAGAGCGGAUCUGACAAUCUAUUUGUUUGGGAGGACCGGUCGGGAAAAGGAAGAGUGGUUUCGGAGAUUUCUUCAAGCAUCACAAGUGAAGUCAGAGGGGAGAGGUGGCAGCCUGUCUAGCAUCUUCAAGUGUGCCUUCUUGCCCUCUCACAGCCGCAGUGGCAGUGCCGCAUCUGCCAGCGUCCUGGAGGCUGACAGCAGGAGCAGCAGCCGGGGAAGCCAGGAGGAGCUGUCUCAGCCGCGACGCAGAGAGACCUCCGCUCCUCUCUCACAUGCUGGAGGGGCGAAGCAGAAGAUGCUGCUGGACUAUAAUGUCUACAUGGCCAAAUAUGUUAACCCUCAGACCCCUCCGAGAAGCCCGAGUGCCACUGACAGCCCUGGGCACAGCCCUGAGGGAAGCCCCAAAGCUACCAAAAAGUUGCAAAGGAGUUCAGAGGUCACGGCGGAGCCCGAAGCUUGGGUCAAUGCUUUUCUGGGAAGAGUCUUCUGGGACUUCCUGAGAGAGAAGUACUGGGCCAGCAUUGUCUCCAAAAAGAUCCAAAUGAAGCUCAGCAAGAUCAGGCUGCCAUAUGUAAUGAAUGAGCUCACCCUGACCGAGCUAGAUAUGGGCUUCUCUGUUCCUAAGAUCCUCCGUGCCUCCAAACCAUGGGUGGACCACCAAGGUCUGUGGUUUGACCUGGAGGUGUCAUACGCAGGCUCCUUCCUCAUGACGCUGGAGACUAAGCUGAACCUGGCCCGUCUGGGGAAAGAGGGCGAGGGGCUCGGUGAGCAUGGGAAGGAAUGGCCAAGGACGUACUGUCUGGCAGAUAGUGAUGAGGAGUCAUCCAGCGCUGGCUCAUCAGAUGAGGAGGAUCCCCCUGAACUGCUCAGUGACAAACCCAGUCUGCCUGCAUCUGAAGGCUUUGUAGGAGGCCACAGACCCAGCAAGAUCAUGCGCCUUGUGGACAAGAUAGCCAAGUCCAAAUACUUCCAGAAGGCCACGGAGACGGAGUUCAUUAAGAAGAAGAUGGAGGAGGUAUCCAACACACCCCUGCUGCUCACCGUGGAGGUGCAGGAGUGCCGAGGGACACUGGCUGUCAACAUCCCACCUCCUCCCACAGACAGGAUAUGGUACGGCUUCAGGAGUCCUCCUCACCUGGAGCUGAGAGCACGACCUAAACUGGGUGAGAGGGAGGUCACUCUGGUCCAUGUGACCGAGUGGAUCGAGAAGAAGUUGGAUCAGGAGUUUCAGAAAAUCUUUGUGAUGCCAAACAUGGAUGACAUAUGGCUACCCAUAAUGCACUCUGCCAUGGAUACGCGCUCAAACGCCAACUUGGUGACUUUGACGAAUGACGACUUGAAGGAUCCAGAGCCGCAGGAGUCGGAGCCGUCUGAUGUAUGAAAGCUAUGAUUUGUGAUGUUUUACCACAGAAGAAACCCCUCCUGCCUCUCAGAAACAGACGAUUUUUAUCAACAUUCCCAAGUUAUGAGAUGGAUCUUCAACAUGAAAAAUAGAGCUGGAGGAGUGUGACUUGGAUUUCUCAUUUGAUCACAUUUUUCUCUAACACUGAGCUCCUCUGAACGAACACAACUCCUGGGGUGUGGAGAGACACAAACAUGUACAUGGUGGAUCAGCCAAUAGCCAUCUCCAUCAGCUAGAGGAACCAUAAUACCUGUGAUGUACAGCUGUACCAAACAUGAUGUGUGUACAGCAUAAUUUAUCUCGUUUUUUAUUUGUUGUGUGUGUGUGUGUGUGUGUGUGUGUGUGUGUGUGUGUGUGUGUGUGUGUGUGUGUGUGUGUGUGUGUGUGUGUGUGUGUGUGUGUGUGUGUGUGUGUGUGUGUGUGUAUUGUUGCUACAUUAGUAUUACUCUGCUGCCACUGAUGAAGAAUGUGUACAAGCAUUAAGGGAACAACACCACCAUCUGGUAAUUUAUAGUUGUGCAAAAGUAUUUGCUCACUUGCAGAUUUCUUCUGUUUCUGCCUUUUUGUCACAACUUUCAACAUCAGAUGACCUGAGCAUAAUGCAGAUUCCAAUGAGGAUUUCAUUUAUUUGUUCAAACCAGCCUGAUAAUAGGUGGAAAGUAUUUGACCCUUAAUAACUGAUUGAACCGCUCUGAUGGAACAACAGCAGUCAGGUGUUUGUAAGAACUAGUCACGAGUCCCUCAUCACUGUGGAGGGAUUUGAUCUUCUUUACUGAAUUGUUUUAAUUCAGCCACUCUGGAGGGUUUUCCAGCAAGGAGGUCAAAGGUCAGACAUCAACUACAGACCAUCACACUACCACCACCAUGUUUGACUGUUGGUUUGAUGAUAUUUUUCUGAAAUACAGUGUUAAUUUUAUCAGGACACACACUUUUCUAAAAAGUUUCACUUUUUCUUUGUUGUCCAUAUUGUCUCCAAACUCUCGGCAAUUGGGAGAGAAUCAAAGUGGAGCUGCUGCUCCUCCAUGUCGAGGUGUGGUGGUUUGGGUAUUGAGAUUGUCCCCUGGACACCUUCCAGGGGACAUGUCCUGCUGGCAGGAGACCCCAGGGUUAACCCAGGACACUGUUGCGGGAGGGAGGGGGGGGGGGGGGGGGGGGGGGGUUCGACUGGGUCCUCUCUGCUGGAGCUGCAGGCCCCGCAACCCGUACUUGGAUAAAUAAGUGAAAACGGAUGGAAGUUUUGGGAACGACGAACGUGUUUUUAGUAAACGUGAGACAACAAAGGUUUUGUCCUGGGCACACUUGACCUGGAGGCCAUUCAUCAUGACUUCUGACCUUAACCCAAGCCAUUGAGAUCUGCAGUUCUUUACAUGUUCAGGAUUAUUCUGUUGUAUUUAUUUUUGAGAUCUUUUAGCUUACGUGUUUUCAGACCGGUUGUACUGAAUGAUGUAAUUCCACGUGUCUGGUAGUGAUCCGGUGUGGCUGGUGGACCCAAAGUCAGUUUUGCAGAGAAUGUAUUGCAGUUAAUACACGACUCAGCAAGGAGGCAAACCCUUUUUCUCAUAGAGCCAGUUUGGUUGGGACAGAAAUUUUUUAAUUAAUCUUACAUGAUCUAAACAUUUAAGUGACAAAAAAGGGGGAAAAAAACCAUUAUAACUCUGUAGAGGGUCAAAUGCUUUUUACAGCACUGUAGCUAAGGGCCCAAGCACAUAUCACCGCCUUUAUCCAUCACACACUCUGCUGCCUGGCGCGUAAAUGCAAACCAGUCUGUCUUAGUGCUAACUGACUUGAGGUUUGUGGAAUGUAUGCCAGCUCAGUCGACGUGCUUCUAAGCAACAUAUUUCAGCCAUUUUUAGAGUUGAAUAAAAGUAAAACGUUGCUGUUAUUGCCAAAGUUUACAGUGACGGGUAAAGCAAUCGCUUCAAACUUUCUGCUCUCCAACAUACAGCCAGCUCUUUUACUACGCUGGGAGAUGAAAAUCUCAAACUCCACCAUCUGUUGGUCAAAUAGAUCCACUUUACUUAGGCAUCAUUCUGGAUCUUAGCCAUAUUAUUUAUUGUCUGCAGUUACAGCUGUUGGGUUAUUUAUUGAUUUGCUGUUCUAUGUUGUAACUGUUAAGAAGCGACACCACCAAUGAUCUCCAACCACAGCAGCUCCAGAGAUGACUUUAUAGACGUUCAGGUGUGUGUGAGGCAGAAAGUGCCUUUGAAAUAAUCAAACAUUCCUUCAUGAUGAGCCACCUCGUUUCUCUAAUCAGUAAAGGGAAUGUCUGUGCCAUGACCGUCCGUUAAGACUUGCUCUUUGGUUUUCUUUCCUCUUCAUUUGCAGUGAUGAUGUUGGACAUUGCUGUUCUGUUCUGUUCGGUGAAACUGCAGAAUGUUCUUGCUGUUUGUUGUGGAUUAAUAAAACUGUUUGCUUGGAAAAUAAAA
Messenger RNA from Nothobranchius furzeri (turquoise killifish), 6980 nucleotides. It is a transcript of the gene tex2, whose product is annotated as testis expressed 2. NCBI's taxonomy places the organism in Eukaryota, Metazoa, Chordata, Actinopteri, Cyprinodontiformes, Nothobranchiidae. Gene Ontology annotation, molecular function: lipid binding. The record is from RefSeq and is a predicted model, not a curated record. Gene Ontology annotation, cellular component: endoplasmic reticulum.